AAAACCCCCUUACACAAUCCUUCAACGUACCUCAUAGAGAAACCAUGGCCAAACUUGAUAAAGAGAAAAAGAAGAAAAAAACGGCGGAGGAAGAGAAACAAGCCGAUAAUGUUAAAGUUGUGGAAAAUUCGGAAACCCUAGACGUGGAAACCAUGGCCAAACCUAAAGAGAAAAAGAAGAAAAAAAGGGCGGAGGAAGAGAAACGAAGCGAUAAUGUUAAGGUUGUGCAAAAAUCGGAAACCCUAGACGUGAAAAUCAUGGCAAUCAGCGAAAGCCCGGAUCUGAAAACCUCCCCAAUCGUUGGAUACUUCUCGUCCGGGUACGACCCGCUGAAAAAUUCGAAGGGUUCCAAUUCUGGCGUCAAGGUCUACAGGAGCGUCAAUUCUCGAAACCCUAGGAAUCCCAGGAUGCAGGUGUCCGUGGAGGCGAGUAGGUCACAGUUGAAUUUUGUUGGCACGAAUUAUUCCGGCGAGGCCACCACGCCGCAGCUGUGUAAUUAUGCACUUGGGGUGUUGGAUAAGGAGACUGGAAUUUUGAAGAUGGUGCCAAUUGCCGGCAACAGGAUUUUCAGGUUGGAACCAAGAGUUGUAGGAAUGGAGCAGCCUGAAAACGUGCACCUGGACGAAGAUAAAGGAGACAUUGCCGAGGAAAAGGCUGAAAAAUUGAGAGAUUCGUCAGUAUAUUCAACCAAGAAGGAUAUAAAUAGAGAGAAGAAACGUAAAGCUCUACGCCAGACAGAAGCCCCAGGAAUGGAGGACAUAAUGAGCAGUAAAUUAGAAGCAAUCACAUUUAACAAGGAGGCAAUUGAGGCUACUGAAUCCACUGAUUAUUCUCUCAAUAUCCCACCUCACGAUUUGCAGGCCACUUCCUCAGACACUGCCUAUCCACUUGAAAAGAUAAUUUUUCAAGGGGAGUGGAAUUUCCUUCUCGAUGUUUUUGAACUCACUGAGUCGGGUUCAGAACUGAGCCCCGAUGUUUAUCCAAGUUUCGUUUGCAGUAGAGUUAACAAGUGUGGUGCCAUCAAGGACGAGUCAAAGAGAAAGAGGACAGCCUGCAUACUGUCUUAUAUCACUCAUCUCAUCAAGUACAAGGAUAGACACUCGAUGGACGGCGUAUCAUCUGCAAAACAUCACAACCUGCCAAGCAUCUUGGCACAGAAAUUCUCCUCACUAUUUGGUACCACGAAACAUAACACAAUUCCACAGGACAGACUAAAACUGCUUAUAAGCUACAUCCUUGUCCUCACCUUAUUUGUUGACGAUUUUUUAUCCGACCCAACUGACAUAGCCAAGGACCUUCGGAUGAACCCUGUAGCGUUAAGACCUCACUAUGAAUACUUAGGCUGCAAAUUCGUGCGCGAAAAUCAGGUGCUGCUGGCAACUCUUCCUGUCCCAUUAGAGUUUCAGACACUUAAGAGGAAGAAGAGGAGAAGAUAGAAUCUGUUCACGUUUUUUGUUGCCAGUUUUCCCUUUAAAUUGUUAUAGACACUCCUUGUGGCUGAGUAUGUUGAGAAUUUGAGUUUCUGCCGUUUUUGCUGCAUAAUAUUGUGUUGAAGAAAGUGUGUUUGUGGUGGAGGUUUUAGUUGAAUUCUGAUUUUUAAUGUAUAACUUAGACUCAAUUCUGAGUUUGUUUUGUCUCGAAAAUUUCUACGGGAUAUGAGUUUUGGAUUGUUUAAUGAUCAUUUGCAGCACCUCUUGUUUUGGGCUUCUGGGUGUUAAUUUUUCAUCACAUAUGGGAAAGAAAAAUAAAAAUUGUGGUUUACAAACAA
This is a messenger RNA of Striga asiatica, 1768 nucleotides long. The record is from the annotation of a GenBank genome assembly. Lineage: Eukaryota; Viridiplantae; Streptophyta; Magnoliopsida; Lamiales; Orobanchaceae.